AUGUUUGACUCGGAAUACUUCAAGAGCCUUCUAAAUGAAACAACAGCACUGAUAGCUAACAAGGUGGAUGAGGGAAGCAAUGGGGAGGAGAUGGAAGCUCGCAUUGAAAGCAACAUCACGACAUUAAAGUACCUUACAAGGAAAAUAACAGAUGAAGAGCUGCGUAGUAAGACUCUAAAAAGAAUAGACAUGCUGUGUGCUGAGCCAGAGGUGUUUGAGAUGAACGAAGUAAGGAACAGGGCACCUGGGAUUAGAAAGAGUAGUGAAUUCUCAGAUAGGAUAGAAAGAGACAUUCUCAAGUAUACUAAAAGGUUACAUGGAAAGGUUAAGGAGUUUAUGGAGAGUGUGGAUGUGGACAGUAAGGUUCUGGGCGAGGUGACAGAUAAGAUGUCUAGAAAUUUGAUGGGGACAUCUGAGACACUAAGAUCUUUAAAGUUAAAAGGCCGAAACAUUCCUGCCUUAGGAAUUCUUACCUCUGUGAUGGCUACCUUUAUUGUGAUGUAUUUUGUCAUAAGAUUUUUGUAG
Molecule: messenger RNA, 525 nt
Organism: Encephalitozoon romaleae SJ-2008
Lineage: Eukaryota; Fungi; Microsporidia; Unikaryonidae
Exons: 1
Coding region: 1-525 (174 amino acids)
Source: RefSeq, a predicted model, not a curated record